Molecule: messenger RNA, 708 nt
Organism: Thlaspi arvense
Lineage: Eukaryota; Viridiplantae; Streptophyta; Magnoliopsida; Brassicales; Brassicaceae
Source: the annotation of a GenBank genome assembly
AUGGCCGCCAUUACACCUCUCGCUCAUCGCUCUCCUCUGCACCUUCCUCCUAUAUCUGCUACACACCCUAGAUUCCAUGGCGUCAAGAGACCACCCACUCGUCUCUUCUCUUGUAUCAAACCCUUUCCUUCUCUAUCCAUUCGAAACCCUAAUUCCAUCCGAAUUACUGCCUCAUCCGCUUCGCCGUCUACCUGCACCCCGAUAACUUCGCUCAAACCGGCGGCGAAAUCCACUACUCGGCCAUCCACACUCACCGGGUCGACUCGGUCUCUCGCCACUCUCGUGGCUUUGACAAUCGCUGUAUCCAGAGCCUUAGCCCAUAAAUUCUCUCUUGCAAUCCAGACAUCGAGCCCCGGAAUCGGUGACGCGUUACGAUUCUCUCUCCGUACCGUCGGUCCGGUCUUCUUCGCAUCGCUCCGGGAACGGCCGCCGGGAUACUUGAACACGCCGCUGACGGUGGUGGCGGCGGGAUUAAAGAAGUGGCUUGAUAUAUACAGUGGGGUUUUGAUGGUAAGGGUUUUGCUGAGCUGGUUCCCUAAUAUCCCUUGGGAGAGACAGCCGUUGUCGGCCAUUAGAGACCUCUGCGAUCCUUACCUGAACCUCUUCAGGAACAUCAUUCCUCCAAUUUUCGACACGCUUGAUGUCAGUCCGUUGCUUGCUUUCGCUGUUCUGGGCACACUCGGGUCGAUUCUUCACGGCAGCACGUGA